Plasmodium vivax (malaria parasite P. vivax) is the source of this 6099-nucleotide messenger RNA. RefSeq lists its product as hypothetical. The record is from RefSeq and is a predicted model, not a curated record. The coding region runs from base 319 to 6099 and encodes 1926 amino acids. NCBI's taxonomy places the organism in Eukaryota, Apicomplexa, Aconoidasida, Haemosporida, Plasmodiidae. The transcript has a single exon.
AGGGCAAGGAAAGGCAAACUGCAAAAUUUACACCUUUGCCAGUUGUUUAGGUAAGGCCGUACUUCCUUUAAGCGAAUUUAAGAUUUUUUUUUUUUUCAUCUUUUCUGGGAGGGAAAGAAGAAAUGCUUCACCGGAGAAGUCCCCACCGGCAUCUCCCGCAUCGGCCGCGUUUCCUGCACCGUCGUCCCCAAUGCUACACACGCGAAUAGGAAAAGGCGAAGGAAGCGACAGCAGCCCCACAGUAGUAGUAGCAGUAGCAGUAGCGGUAGCAGCAUUGCGGCGUAGCAGCGAGCAGCCGCUACAACGGCGAAGCAGAAAAUGCCAAAACGCACACGCACGCAUGCAGCCAUAACGAGCAUCAUCCUUCUUCUGCUUCACGCCCUUCCCCAAAAUGCGGGCAUAAAAAUUAAGAGUCUGAGCGAGGCGUUUAAUUUUAUCGAACCAGCCAUCUGGAGGAGCAGCUCCAAAUAUGAAAUAAGUCCCACUCUUCACUUUGUCCGGAGAAUAGAAAAAGGGAAUCGCCUUAAGAUAAGGAGUUCCCCAAAUGGGGAGCACACACAAGGUAGUAACGUCUCACCCAGUGGUGAAGAAAAUGAUGUGCUGGAGGAGCAGCGUAGCAGGAAUGAUAACGCGGACAACCAUGUGUCGAGCUACCAACAGGGGAAACCCACCCCAAAGGGAGGCACCACCGUAGAAGGGAACAAAGCCAAACGAGAGUACCUAAAUGGGGAAAUAUUAAACGAAGAAGAAAUAAAUGAAAACAUGAGGUUUCAGCAGUGGAGUGACCGACUGCAACUUUCGGAGGAAAACAGCUUCUACUACGACGCUGCGCAGGAGUGUGUAAGUACAAAGAAGUACUAUAAAAUAUAUCAGGUGAAUUCUAACUUUUACAAAAGGGAGUUCUUGUUGAGUGACAAGUCCUCCGUGAGCCUGGUCCCGUUUUUGAAAAAAAAGGAGAGCGAAGAAGCGUGCCAGUCGCUGACCAGAAAUUUUAGCGGCAAAAUGACGUAUGAUAUGUUCGUGGGGGGGAAGGGGGAGGCGAUGAAAGAAGCGGCAAUAGACGCUGCUACAGACGCGGCAGGGAGAACUUCAGUAGACGGUGCAACCGGCGGUGGCGGAGCCCCCCAUGAGGAAUCGCCGCUGAGCGAAGAGCAAGUGGAGCAGCUAUCGGACAUCAAUUUCGCGCUGCGGGCGAACAUGCUUUUCCCGACGGAGUCGCUGCGUAGCUCCAUAUACAUCGGGAAGGAGGCCUUCAACGAUUUUCUGGAAAAGGGAAAGGAGUCCAUCAAGCUGGCGAUGAACAAGCAUUUGCACCACUACUAUAGGCACAACAUGAAGAGCAGCUUGGACGACAAAAUCCUCCUCAUGUUCAUCCUGAGGUAUAUAAAAAAUUACGUGCUAAAAAUAGUGUAUAAAACAUUCCAAGUAAAACUGUCCAACGAAAUGGAAAUCGAGAGUGACUCCAAUGUACAGCCGAGUGGAAGCAACAAAAUGGUUAGCAGCGAAACGUAUGUAGAACUGGCCUCAGAAUUUGAAGAAAUUAUAAACAUAUUAACACACUUUAUAGAAAAAAUGAAAGAAAUGUUCAAAAUUAAAGAAAAAGAAUUGGAAGAUUACUUGUCCAAGAAAAAAGAAAUUAUAAAUUAUUCAACUCCAUAUGUUUUACAAAAUAAUGAAGAAGCAGAAAGACAUAUUAUGAACAUGUGGAAUUUUUUUAAUUUUAAAAUUUUCAAUAAUGAAUUGCCAAAUUUUGACUCCAUAAAUUUCUUUUGGCUAGCUGACAAAGUGGAAAAAUUGAAGAAAAUUCCAAACAUGAAAAUGUACAAAAUUGCCAAUAAGCAUUUUUUAAACUUACCCAAUGUGAUGUUCCACUGUGCGUUGAAAAACUCCCCCCUUUUAUUAAAUUACACCAUCUUGAAGGUCAUGUAUGAAUACCAGAAAUUAUUGUGCGUGGAUAUUUUACCCUUCAAAGAAGUGAAGAAUUAUAAUAUGUCCAAAAAAAUCGAUCAGCAGAAACAGAAAAUCAUCAAAUUCGUUCACGGGAUUGCCGGCUUGCUCGAAAAUAUCGACUUCCAUUUUUAUGCGCCCUAUUUGGGGGACCUCAAUUUGGACAACGACGAGGCGGCCACGUUUUACUCCUACGUGAAGGACGUCAAUGGGGACGACAGGAAGAUGUUCCUUCCGUUGGAGUACAGCAAGGAGCUUUCCUUUUGCCCGCGCGGGGGCACCAGUGUUGGUGGCGGUGUGGGUGGCGAUGUUAGCGGCAGUGUGAGUGGUACCAACCUGGAAGACCCUCCGCGGGACAACUUCCCCCCGGAUAGCUGCCCCCCGGACGAGCCCGACCAGGACGAGCCCGACCAGGACGACCUCACAAUGCUGCUCCUCAAGUCGAACGUCACCGGCGACAUCAACCGAGCCAUCCAGAUGGCCACCAACGUGUACAGGAAGAAAAACGUCAGCCACCUGUGGGGCACCCCCGCGGACGUCACGAGCCCGGAAGCGAGCGAGGCAGAAGGCAGGGCCGCGCUAAGAGUGAGAGAACACCCCGGGAAAACCAACCCGGGGGCUGCUACCCAAUUGAAGGAGAACAGCCCAGCACUGCAGCGGUUCAGAAUACCGCUAAACGAAUUUGCGUCUUCCCUUUUCCUGUGCGAUGUGAACAACUCCACGAAGCUUCUAACACAGGGGAUUGAAAAGCUAAAGCAGCUAAACGAGUUUGACUUAACCUACGUACAUAACGCCCUGACGUACGCGUGCAUGCGCUUUUUACACGAAAGCGGAAACGAAAAUGAAGAUGUGGAGAGCCUCUUAAAAAAGUAUGAAAAAAAUGAAAAGGUAGAAACGACCAACAACAUCAUGACGCUGCAAAUGAUGGUGGUCAUAGGGGAACUCUUCCGAAAUAUUAGGAAGACGAGGACCAAGGAGAAAUAUUUUUUUAAAAGAAUCCUACAGACAGACGUCAUUACAGAUAUAUACAAAGACGCCAGCAUCUACGAUGAACAAAUGAACAUUAACAAAAUGGAUUACGUAAUGAAUAAUUUAAAAAUUGCCUACCCCAUGAAAAGCAACAUUAUCCUGACGAAAAAAAAUAGGGAAGAAAUCGCCUACUACUUUUUGAACUACUACACCAAGUACCUGUUCCGUUUUGACUUGCCAAACAACGUAGUGAUAAAAUUUACGGACAGAAUAUCGGGGCUAAGUUUUUACGAUUAUAAUUUUGACUACGUAUCGAAUGAUGUGAUCAUUUACAUUCACAAUGAUGUUAGUAACUCGCUGGUGCUGUCUAGGGUCAUCCUGGAUGAGUGCCUCAACGUGUAUGAGAAAUACACCACCUACGUGCACAAGUAUGGGGGGAACACGGACAACUCAACCGUCAGGGAGGCCAAGAGCAAGCUGAAGAGGGAGGGCGAACCGGGCGAUGCGUCCACUACGCAGGGGCACAGCACUGAAGGGGGAAAUGAGCAAUCGGGAGGGAACCCCGCAAAGGGAGACGCCAAGUUGGAGGAGGAACUUCUGGAAGAUGAAGACCCAGACGAGGAGGAGAUGGACCACCUGGACGCGGAAGAGGAGCACAUCGACGCAGAAAAUAUCAGCUUGGACAGCGUCAAAGAGGUAGACAGCGCAGAUGAGCCGCCAACCGGGGACCACACAGGUGAUCCGCCAACCGACGAACCUGUGGACGACGAACACGUGGACAUCUUCAACUACGUCAAAGCGAAUCGCAUAAAGCAGUUCAUCCGGUUUGUGGCCGAAUACAACCAGUGGCCCUUCUUCCUAGAUGAGACGAUCAGCCUGGAUUCGUACCUGAACGGCGAAGAGCUGGAGCUGCUGAAAAACGUAAAGCACUACAACAGCUUGAAUAACCUUUUCCGAAAAAUGAAGGGAGCGCAAAUAGACAAAAAAAGAAUCAUGCAGGUAAUUCAAAGUGCCAUCAAAAGGGAGGACUGCAAGGAGACAUGGGAGGAGAAGAAAAUACCCAUCAAGCACAUCGCCUCUGCCCUAUUCACAAACAACUACAUCAAUCUGUAUAAGGUUUUUCAAAAGGGCAUAAAGGUAUUCCUAAAUAUGAGCUUAAACGAAAUUGACCUAGUUACGAACAAGUGCAAAUAUGCAUGCGAACUUGUGUAUUAUAAACGAUUGGAAGAGUUGAAAUCGUCCAACAAUAAUCUCAUUUUUACAAUGUACAAUGAAAAUGUCAGCUCGAUUGAAUACUACUUUGACAAGCUGAAGGAGAAAAUUAUUUUAAUCAGCCUAAUUAAAGAGGAGGACAUAUUUGGGACCCUCAUCAAUUUGAUAUCUGGCAUUUUCCCCAACAAAACCAAAUCGGUCAGCGAAUUUGAAAAUGGCACCCAGGAAAGGACGCAGAAGGAGAAGAUUGAUGAGCUCAUUUUCCUGUACGACGCGGAGAAGAAGAAGUGUGGCUCCACAACGGAGUUAAAUAGAUCCACCGUCACGCAGAACCUCUUUCACUUUUUCAACAAAGAAAUAUUUGAAGGCAAAAUUAAGGAUGUCCAAAUCGAGUUCGUCAAAAAUGAAGAGACUCUUUCCACGCACCUGAAUUUUAUCAACUCCUUUGAAAGCCCAAAAAUUUUAAUCAAUGAAAAUGUGUAUUCCGUUACCAUUUUGGCAAACGUCCUGCUGAAAGAAAUGGCCGAGAUUUUUUACUUCUACAAUGAGAACAAAAUCGAGAGGGAAAAUAAGCUCUACUUGAAGAGGGACUUCAGGAGCGCCUACCUGCCCGUCGUUUUCAAGUACGCCAAGUGUUUCCAGGGCGGCGAUAGCAAGGUGGCCUUCGACUUUGGCGAGGAGGACAGCGAAGUGGAUAAGCGGCACCACGAAGUGGGGAAGAAACGCGGCGAAGUGGAGAGGCGGCACCACGAAGUGGCGAAGCAAAACGGCGAGGUGGAGAAGCAAAACGGCGAAGUGGAGAAGCAAAACGGCGAAGUGGGGAAGCAACACGGCGAGGUGGAGAAGCAAAACGGCGAAGUGGAGAAGCAAAACGGCGAAGUGGGGAAGCAACACGGCGAGGUGGAGAAGCAAAACGGCGACGUGGAGAAGCAAAACGGCGACGUGGGGACCCUUCCGUCUCACUUGACAACCCACUUGUCAACCCCGGGGUUGGCCGCCCCCCCACUGCAGAAAGAACAACUCAUCGCGCAGAAGGACAAAAUGGACAUCGACAACCUGAUCGACCGAAUUGCAAACUACAACCACGAAGAAAUGUUCAAAGAGAUUUUGGAAUUUCGCAAAGAGAAAUAUAAUGACAAAGCAGAGGUGCAGAAGUGUCUGGAGGAAUACCUCUACACGUACGACAAGCUUAAUGCCAUGAAAUACUGCACCCCUGAGGGGAGUGAGAAAAAGGGAGAAAAGGGGCAAUCGGAUGGCAGCUCUGCGCAAAGUGCAGACCCCACUACGCCAAGCGCAGACCCCCCUACGCCAAGUGCAGACCCCGCAAUGGAGCUGUACUUCGAACCAAACGACCUCAAAAGCAUCUACCUUAACUACAUGUACAAAUACAUCGAGCACGUGAUUAAGAAAAAGGAGUUCCCCAUUGCAUUUAACGAAAUAAAUGAGGAAUGGAUUAACGCUCUGACGGAGCUCGAAAAUCAAAAAAUUCUGGUCUACUCUACAAAAAAUAAUAGUGGCCACCUGUACGACCUACUCAUUAAUAGCAAAGCAUGCUCGUCAAAGAGGGCCCUAGAAAUUCUCGAACACAGCUUACAAAAAAGGAACAGCGAUGACGAGCUGGUGGAGAGGACCCUAUCUCGAAGUGAAGACAGUGAUGCCAUAAAAAGCUUCGAUGAAUUCGUCCUGUGGUUAAAUAAAAAUAUGAGAAAGAACUACGAAAAGGUAGAUCACCAGGAAUUGUUAAAUGCUGAUGCACCGGAAAAUGUGAAGGAGGAUAUCAAGGACGUUAUAAAAGAGUACAAUGCUCUGUACGACGCCAAUGCUACGAGGAACUUAGACCCCAACAGCGUUACUAUUGACAAUUUAAAAGACUUGGUUAAGAAGCACAACAUUUCGAAGGAGGAGAUCCUGUCCGCCAUGAGUCAGCUGGACAUGCCCGAGGACUUCGACGUCGAUUCGUUGUUCAAGUGA